AAUUCAUUUUUUGAAAUCAAAACCCCACAACUUUUGGAUGGAAUCCAACUCGUAAAUCCCUCAAUAAUUCCACCCGAAAAAAAGGAGUUAAUCAAACAAGAGCGUUGCAUUCGUUUUCAUCGAGUGUGAACAUUUUCCCUUUUGUUUUUCUAUAUUCAAACAAGUAUCAAAUUCCAAAGGGAUUGAUCUCCCGCUGAGAUGAUGGCCCACCACCAGGAGCUUCUUCCCACAAAUAAAAAUUUUUAAAACAAAAAAUAAAAAAAGGAAAAAGAAAAUGUGUAUCAAAAAACAACAUCAGGGAAUAAAAAGAAACCCGUGGUGUGUGUGUGUCUACACCUCCGCUGGAAAAGUGUAGAGAGAGUCAAGGAAAAAGUCAUCAACAACCCGGCGCCAAUGUCCAGCAGCGACUCUUAUGUUAUUCCAAGAAGCUCAGCAAUUUCCCUUUUCCCUACGACUCCCGAUGUGUGUGUGUGUGCACUUCGACACCUGUACCCCCCGUCAUCCUUUAACCUUCCGAAUCGCAAUGCACACACAAGUUCUUUUCUUUUGUUUUUUUCAACCAUCAUGAAAAAAAAAUGUUUAUUUCUCCAGCCAAAGACCCCCAAAAAAGGUGAAAACAAAUUCCGAGAUUCCAAACAGCAAACCAACAGGUGUGCGACGACGCGACGCGACUCGGUCGGAAUGGCCAAUAGAUUGGAGGCGCCGCUGUGGCGUCAUCCUAUAGCUGCUGCCCUCCCGUCAGUCGUGUGUAUAGACUUUUGUUUUUUAGAAUUUUUUGGUUAAAAGGACAGACGCCAGUAGCUUGUCUUUUGUAUUUUUCCUCGAUCAAAAUGGGCCUACAUAAUUUAUUCUCAAAUGUUUUGAGCGACGGAUGACUUAUGGAUGGAUUUAGUUUUAUCGUACAGGCUGUUACAUUUUGGUCGUAGUGUACGAUAGAGAUGCACGUAUUACAAAAGAUUUAAAUUUAUCAAAUCAAGUGUGCGAUAAAAGAAAAAAAGAACAUUUCUUAUCAUCAUCAAAGUUGGGGACAGCAACUGAUUGGGGAGUCUGAGUGUUGAUUGAAUUUCAUGUUCAGUUAUUUGGACACAAACGGCUUUAUAAGGAUGGAUCCUUUCGAGGCUGACAAAAUCACACCUGUUGCUGUUCCGGAACCUAUCCGGUCGGCAAUUUAUCCGGUUGAAGUGGAAGAAGAAGACGUCAUGGAUGAAAAUGAGCUAACCCCUGGUGACGAGAAUAACAGCAAAGGUAAAUCAAAGAGUAAAUUCACAUCCGGAUUCAAGAAUGUCCUUCCAUUCGGUAAAUCCUCGACACCACCAGCGGAUGGGGAAACUACGCAACAAGAACCACUAACGGAUGGCCAGGAAGCCAAAUCCAGCAGAUUCACUUCCGGAUUUAAGAAUGUCCUUUCAUUCGGCAAAUCUUCAUCAACACCAUUGGAUGAUGAAAAUACUCAACAAGAACAGCAAGUGGAUGGCCAGGAAGCCAAGCCCAGUAGAUUCACUUCCGGAUUUAAGAAUAUUCUUCCCUUCGGCAAGUCUUCAUCAACACCAGCGCAGGAUGGGGAAACACCCCAGAAAGAUGAGCCAUCGGAUGGCCAGUUAAAUCAGGAAGCCACGCCCAGCCGAUUCACCUCCGGAUUAAAAAGUGUCUUCUCGAUAGGAAAAUCGGAAACUACCGCCGACGCUCUCAACGAGUCAUCAACGGAUCCAGCGGAAGCGAAGGCGUCACAUCCGUGGACGGAUGGAAUCAAAAAUGCUUUAUCAUUCAAUAAAUCACCUGGCCAGAUUGGCAAUCCCAACGAGAUGUUAACAAAUGCAAUGGACGGGGAAAUCGGUGGUCCAGUUGCGGUCGUCGGUAAUAACACAACGGCGAACGGAAAUAAGAAUUUGCCAGCAGGUGCGGCUGCUGCUGCUGCUGCCGGUAACAAGUUGCCAGCAGCAGCGGCCCCGCAACAGGAUGCCGAUUUCACCAUCAUUUCGGACGGAUUCAACAACAAGAAAACGUUGGCCAACGGACUGAUGGAUUUCGCUUUCCUGACGGCCAACGCCAAUCAGCUGCACUACGCUCUGUCUGCCCGAGCGUACGAUAUCGAUCGCAUCGUCAGCAUCGCCCUCAUCUCGUCCAGCAUUUUCCUGCAGAUUGUGGCUGGCGUUCUCCUGAUUUCCGGCUCCUACAUCCAAGCUAAGCCGAUCCCGAUCAACCGCAACACUACCGAUCCCAAUUCGAAAGCUUCGCUGGCCGCCUAUCUGCAAUGGCGAGCGAGAGCGUUGAAUUUGAUCGAUCACUGGACGAUCGCCCUGGUAUUCAUGAUCGCCAUCAUCAACAUUUUCAUUGCGGCCUUCGCCACCGGAACCAAGAGCGUUAACACCAACACGGAUCCGGAUACGCCACCAGAGACGCCAGUUGAAACCGCCGUUUGGCAAAUUGGCAAUUUGAUUCGAAAUUAUUUCUAAGAAUUAUUUGAAAAGUCCAUUUUAGGCAGCAGCACACAGGUUAUUUUGAAUUGUUUUAUUCCCCACGACAAAGAAAAUAAACCGGGUGAAUGAGGUCGUUA
Molecule: messenger RNA, 2554 nt
Organism: Daphnia pulicaria
Lineage: Eukaryota; Metazoa; Arthropoda; Branchiopoda; Diplostraca; Daphniidae
Exons: 7
Coding region: 1068-2453 (461 amino acids)
Biological process (GO): cell adhesion; tissue regeneration
Cellular component (GO): membrane
Source: RefSeq, a predicted model, not a curated record